This is a messenger RNA of Scomber japonicus (chub mackerel), 10463 nucleotides long. It is a transcript of the gene tasor2, whose product is annotated as transcription activation suppressor family member 2. Gene Ontology annotation, cellular component: nucleoplasm. Bases 405 to 9914 code for a protein of 3169 amino acids. NCBI's taxonomy places the organism in Eukaryota, Metazoa, Chordata, Actinopteri, Scombriformes, Scombridae. The transcript has 22 exons. The record is from RefSeq and is a predicted model, not a curated record. Gene Ontology annotation, biological process: negative regulation of gene expression, epigenetic.
AAGAUGGACGCUACAGCCUCGAUAGGUUUCUGUUUCUUUUUCGACUAUACAUGCGCCAAUCAUCCCUAUAUGGAAACAAGUGGACACUGAGAUGCUUUCAUUAUUUAACGGACCUAUCAUCCGUGAAACGAUCAAAUUGGGAUAAAGUGGAUGUCUUUUUUGCUCUGACGUGUUUGGACCAUGGAUCAGACUCUCGGUUAUUUUGUAACUUCCUGGUUUGGUUGUCGCAUUUAGUAUGUCUAUUCAACUGCGGCCAAAGCUCAAGUGACUGUACAAAAAAGAAAAAGUUUAUAGGAAAGCGAAUAUGUGGGGCUUUGUAAUCUUGUAGUGAUGUUUAAAACCAGAGACAACUGUUUUCAACGAAGGGCAAAAGGAGAACCACCGAUUUCAUAAGUGUUUCAGCAAUGGAAAGUGGGACCGAUGGUGCCUCGAGUAAAGGUGUUUUUAUACCUGUGCCAGAAAGCUGUGACGACUUUAAAAACAACAUUUUGGCUCCUCUUCAAAGUGCGUACUUGUAUGAAGAGUCAAAGCAGUCUUUCAGAUACAAGUCCGCUGUCCUGAUUAGAAAUUCUGCACUGGAAGAAAAGUAUAAUGCCUUCAGAGAAAAGAGACGAGAAAUAGGAUAUUCAGAAGAGGAUCUGGAAGAAACCUACGGGUUUUUAUUGUUUGAUGAUGUCAACAAGGCUAAUGCACUUGGAGAAACUAGUGUGCUCACUGGAAACAGCUCUUGCACAACUUUGGGAGACCCCUUGAAAGGUGUGUACAUAUCCAUGUACUCUGACUGUUUGGACCUGAAUCGCUGGUAUCAUGGGAAAUCAGGGUACAUUGCCAUCAUCAGGCUGACAAAGGGGAGAGUUAACAAGGUUUUGGAGAACUACACACAGAAUUUAACUGCACCCACUGCAGGUUUUGACGGUCACGUGUCUGAGCAGUUGCCUUCAGUUUCUGCCAAAACCAGUUCCUUUCUGGCAUUUGAGAGGGCCCAGUAUUACCUGUAUGAGCUGCUAGAUGAUGGAAGCAGUGAAACAGCCCGAUCUCCUAGCCUUGCCUGUCCUUUUGCCAUUGUGGCAUUUUCAUAUACAGACACCAAAACAACACAUGUAGAACCACAGGAGAAAAGUGUGGAGAAAAAACUGGUGUUUCAUUAUAUGCCAUGGGGAGGUCAACUUCAAAUAGGCACCCAGUUCUAUGAUGUUAGGCUGAAGUCUCCAGUAGGGGCAAUCAUCCCUGCAAAACUGCCACCAGUAGUGAAAGUUGACAGAGCCAUUUCCAUGUCAGAUCUUCGACAGCUCUUGCCAAGAGCUGUCUUUGAAACCUGCUUCUCUGGUGAAGUCUUUCUGGAUAGCUUAUACUGCAUCCUGUGUGAGUUGGUUUCGUCUGUGGCAGAGGGAACAAGCUCACUAUCUGUCCUUCUUCAGCAGAUAAAGGAGAAAGAUCUGGCUCUCACUUUUCCACUGAAUGAUGGGGGAUUUCUCAUCCUCUUGCACUCAUCCCACUUUCUCACCUAUGAUGAUACUGGUUCCAGUGCCACUGACGUACUGCAAGGCUUGUUUGUGUUUCCAGACUCACGAGUUAUACAGAGAGAUACAAAAUUAGGACAGAAAAAGCCUUUCAUGUCAUCUGAAAUUCUUCGGGUUCUACCAGUACUAAGUUAUGCAGAGGGUGAAGUUGAGAAAACGCCUAUUGACCCAAGCGAAGAUCUGUGUGACGUGUUGGUUCAGCAUAUGCAGAGUUAUGCUGCACUGAUAAAUCCUGGGUUGGCAUCAAGUCCCUCUAGGGAAGCAAGCAUCUUCCCAGAUCAGUAUGAUGUACCUGAUGCCCAUAAACACCUUUACACAUCACCAGAGUGGACCAACAGGGAAUGGCAAAGCAUCAGGUCAUACCUGAGCAAACCAAUUUCUUUUCAACUGCCAGUGUCAAAGGCCUCAGAAAUCCUGGCAGCUGGACAAGAGGAGCGAAGAGAAGACCUUGAUGAUGAUGUCUACAUCUGUCUGUCAUCACCUGAGGAGGCACCACACUGUCCUGUUGACAUAGGGUCAGAAGAUCAGUUGGCAGGCCAGAUAUCUCCAGCAAACAUUGAGACAAAUGUGGACAGUUGUAUAACAAGUGCUGAAGCACAGGUUAACUUAACAGUCUCUCAAAAUGUUGUACCAAAUGAUUUGCAAGCUGGAGAUGCAACCAAAGACACUGAAAAAUCUGACCUGACUGAGCUUAUCAAAACUGAUGAUAUGGGGACAAAGACUUGCCUAACUCCCCCUACAGCAGAUGACCUACGAGCAGAGCUGAUUGUCAGUAUUACUUCAGCAGAGCGAACUGUCACUGAUGAGAGUCUGACUGCGAUCAGUACUGCAUCAGCAACAAAGCAUAAUGACUUUCAGCUUCCUGGUUUUUCAACAGCCAAAUUACAAACAGCAGGAGUGAACUCUAUGAAUGAUGACACUGUCAUAACCAAAAGGGUUUUGGGUUGCCCUGAGGUCCCUAUUCCCACUAAAACGCGACGGAGGAAAGUACGCAGGGGACAUUACAAAGCUCGAAAAAAGGAAUCUAAAGAACUUGUUCAGACUCUCAGUUCGCAAACUUUCAAAAUACCAAUGGAGGAUAAUAAUUUAAAGAGUCAGAGGGAUGACAAGGCCACAGAACCAUUAGCCCAAUCACAGUUGAACAAACCUCCAGUUGUUGAUUGGAGAAAACGACCAAGAAAUAAGCGCAAGUAUAGACUAUCAUCAACAAGUAGAAUAUUGCGAUCCGCUACGGUUAGUUUAGUCGUAGCAGAGGAGGAAAAGACUGAAUCAGGAAAGGAGACAUUUGAAAACACCAUUUCAAUGGGACUUGACACUUGUUCACUGAGAAAGAAAACUGAACGCUGGGACUUAAAGCCAGUAAUCAGCAAUUGUGGAAGAAUCUUGGUUCCUCAUGGCACUGUAGACUUUGCAGAUCAGAUUAAGUCUUUAAAGGAUACAUUUCAAUCUACAAAAGCUGCACAGAUCCAGGAGGAAAUGUUGGUUGAUGUCCUGGCCAACACUCAUGGAGCGGUGGAGAUGGAGCAAAAGUCAAGCACUGCUCUGGAAACAGCAGAGGACAAGGCAGAGUUGACAGAAUCCAAGGAUGGAAGGAACAAUCUUCAAAAUGUUGUGGACAGUCAGCUAAAUCCUGAACACAGCAUUUGGAGACAGUUAGAUGCUGGCAAUGGUUCAUUGACUUUGAAGAGUUCUGAGCAAUCUUCAGAGAAGGAUAGCAUACAGACUCCUCCCUCAAAAGCAGUUCAAGAAAAACCUACUGAUAGCAUCUCCCAUACAAAGGGUGAAUUUCUGUUGAGGAAACUGAAAUCUGUACUUUCAAGGGGAAAGAGAAAAACUGAUCUUCUUAUUUCAAAGGAAAUUGCAGAUACCACACAAGAAACUGAGCCUUGUCUUAAGAAGAGCAAAGGUGACUCAGACACUGAGACGUUGAGGAGUACGAAUGCAAUAACAGGUGUACAGAAAACCAGUGUAGGAGUCAAGGAAGUUUCAAAGAUGCUGUCAGUUGACCCUCUUUUUGCAUUUGCCUUAGGCCUGACACCUAAAGAGACACCAGAUAAGGUAAAGAAAACUGAGGGUCAGGACACUCAACUAAAGAAAGACACAUCAGAGACACAAGAACAAACCAUUUCAGAAAAACAACCUCAAAUCAUACAAAGGCCUCCAUCAAUUUUCCCAAGGAGGGGCAGGAUUAAAACACUCAAAAAGCACCAAGACAUCCCUGCAGAAUAUAUUAAAAAGAAAUGGUGGUUGCAUUUUCAAACCCCAGCUUGUUAUGCAAGUGAAAAACUCAAAAACAAAGAAUGUACUAGGGAUAAUUCUGUCAGGAAGACUGUUAAGGAAAAAAUGCAGACUGCUUGCUCAUCUACAGAUGCUUUGAACUUACUUGCUGACUUGGCACUUGGUGCCAGUAAUGACCAGGUUCCACCACAACCAAACCCAGAACUUGAGAGAAAACCUGAGUCAAGUUUGAAGAAGUGUGGUCUUACAAAAGAUGUUACCAGUGCUGAGCAAAAGUCAGUUCUUCAUGCACUACUUAGAAAGUCUACUGCUAGACCCAUUCAUCCUCUUGAGUCUCCUUCUCCAAACCAUCUUGUGGGAGGCAGUGAGUUGGUUGGUUUGGUGUCUAAAGAACAUGCUUACUCAUUGCCCCCGUCUUCCUCUCUACUGUUGGGUUUACCAGGUACACCCUUCCAGGUAUCCCCUAUAAGUGGUUCUACUAGACUGCUGCACCGUCACCAGACAAAGUAUGGCAUUGGAAUUCAAACACUACAUCCCUCGGUUGGUCGGGAAGACAGAGAUAACAGGAUUCUCAAAUCCCUGAAAAAACACAUGGUGUUCAGGACAAAGUUCAGAAACCCCCGUACCUUUGAUAACAAGGAUGGAUCUCUCCAAAUCACAAGGCAGUGGAAAGAAAACUAUGACUUCAGUCUAGACACCAAGUUUUCAACUGACUUAAAGGAGAAGGCUAUCGUCCGAGCGUUGCAUGGCCCGUGGGAUUUCUCCAUUCAAGACACCAGUGAAGAGUUUCGUCUCAUCAUCCACAUGUGGAUAGGUCUUUUUUAUAGCCGGUCAACAGCUAGGCUCUUUCACCUUGAGUCGAACUUUACAUAUCCAUGUUUAGCAGAGAGUGCUUCUUUGGUAACAUCCAGUGGAACUGGAUCAGCCCCAGCUCAGUCUGUCCUCAACGGCAAUUUAUUUGAUCCAUUAGGGAGUUUACCGAACACCUCAGACCUUCCUGUUGAAAAUGCUUUGGACCUCAGUAAAAAAGAUACCUCUGUCAUGGACCAAGAAUCUCAGAUUUUGGACUUAUCACUGAGAAACUCCAAAGCAGGGGUUGUCAUUUCAGAUUCACAAGUCAACAAAAAGGAGACUUCUGUGCCGAGGGAACACAAAGAAGCAACUGAGACAUUGAACUUACUCAAGUCAUCAAUCAGACUACAUGAGUGUCACAGAAACAUGGUACUCUCGACAGAGAUCAUCAAUGUGGUGAAUGAUGUUGGAAGCAUCUAUGAAAGUAAGACGCCUUGUAUUCCUUUGGAAAACAUUGGCUUCCUGGAGCACAUCAUUUUACCCUCUGUUAAAGGGGGUGGAACUGUAAUUCCUGUACAAGAAGAGAUAUUUGUUCAGCCAGAGGAUCGUGGGACUACUUCAGGAAUUGGCCAAAUGCAACAUGGAUCCAACAAUGAGAAGGCUGAAAGAAAAGAUGACAUGGCGAAAUCAGAAGCUACAGAGAAAACGUUGAUGCAAAGCCAUGGAAUGGAUUCACCCAAAUCCAUGGCAGACAAACAGGUGGACCCCAACAAAGAAGCAGGUGAUAUGGCUUAUACAGUGGAGCAUAAUGUAACGAAAUCCAAAGAUGGGGAAAACUGGGAGGUGAAAGAAAACCCAUACCAAGAAGGCCACAUACAACCUUCCCCAGAGAUGAUGUGUACAGGUGAUUCAACAAACAAAGAGUCAGGUGUAGUCUCACCAGGCCAGGCUAAAAAGGCUAAUGAAGAUCGGUAUUGUUGUAUAGGACAUGAAGAUAAAGUGAUUGAAGAUGAAAAUCACUUUGAAAAAGAAAGUGGACUGAAUGAGAAAGCCCUUUGCAUUUCAGAUAUGGUGGAUGGCAAGGAUUUGAAUGACCAAUCAUUACCUAUGAUAUGUGACAGCCCUGAUUCAGUAAAGGGGGAUUGCAUUACAAAAUGUAAUCAGCAACAACCACUGGAUGAGCAACCACCACAAGCAGACAGUAGAAAAGAUGUCUGUCAUGACAUGGAGUUGAGGAAGCCGUGUGCAAAUGGGAGUGCAUUGACAGAUGAACAAGCCCUACAGGUUAAAACUCUUGACACUACCUCUGGCAUGGAUGCUCUUCACAAUGAACAUGCAGUUGGGUCAAAUUCUGACACAUACAUUACUUUUGUAGACAAGGCACAUUUGAAGAAGGCAGCAUUAACCAUGUCUGAUGAAAGCGCCCAUUCAUUGAAAGGGUCUUAUACAGAUGGGUCUGUUCCCCAGACAAAGGACAAUGUUGAAACAGGAAGGAAAAACAACUUGGAAGUGAGACAAACCCUGUACCAAGAAGGCAACCUAGAACCUUCCCCAAAGGUGUUGCAUACAGGUAAUGAUCCAACAAACAAAGAAUUGGGUAUGUCCUGCAGUGGUAAUAUUUUGGGAGAUGAGAGGCAGUUAGCUACAGAGGAACCUAAAGCAGUCUCACCAGGCCAAGCUAGAAAUGUCAAUGAAGAUGAGGAUUGUUGUAUAGGAGAUGAAGAUAAAGUAAUUGAAGAUGAAAAUUGCUUUGACAAGGAAAAUGGACUGGAUGAAAAAGACAGUUGCAUUUUAGCUGAGGAGGAGGGCAGGGAUUUGAGUGUCCAGCCAGUGCCUAUGGUGUGUGAAAGCCCUGAUUCAGUAAAAGAAGAUUGCUUUACAAGGCGCCAAGAACCACUGGAUGAGCAACAAACUCAAGCAGACAGCACCACAGAUGUCUGCCAUGACUUGGAGUUGAGGAAGCUGUCUGCAAAUGGGAAUGCAUUGACAGAAAAAAAUGCCAUAUCAGACAAAGCUCCUGAUAUUCUGUCUGGCAUGGAUCCUCUUCAUAAUGAACCUGCAGUUGAAGUAAAUUCAGAAACAGAUAUUUGUUUGAUUGACAAGGUACAUUUCAAGAAGGCAGCCUUAACCAUGUCUGAUGAGAGCAUCUGUUCAUUAGAAGAGUCUUGUGCACAUGGGUCUGUUCCCCAGACAAAGGACGAUGUUGAAACUGGAAGCCAAAACAAUUUAAGUUUUCGUCCAAGUUGUAAUGUUCAUGAAAAUCAGGAUACCAAAUCAACUGAGGCAGAGGGAAAGGCUGAUAACACAACUCAGAAAGAACCAUUCCAUCAACAGUCUCCUUUACCUCACUUUGAGGUUAAGCGUGAAGCUGAAGUGACAUUGACUGAAGAAACAGUUUGGAAUAGAGACAAAACAAAUGAUGGGUUGGAGAAGAUCCAUGGUGCGGUUGUAAUCCCAUUUAUUGGGAUGGACAUCUCUGGAGAGGAUACUAAACAACCACAUGUCUUACCUUCUCAAGGCAAGGUUGAAGAAGUUGCUGAAGGCCAAAAAGAAAUACCAUUGAUCAGUGAUACUACCUUCCCUAAUGUCAUUCUACCCAUACAGGAAUACAGCACUUCUCAAAUGUACAGGAAAGACGCAGAACUCUCUCUAGAUGUAAACGAAACCUAUCAGCCAGUAGUUUUGGGAAGUGAGUCUGAUGACAGAUGUCCUACUCCAACCAUGGAUGAGAAACCAUAUAAGUACAUAUCUAGUUCAGGCACUAGUAGUACUUCUGCUUUUAGUGAUGGUGAAACUUGCAAAAAUCUAACUCAGAAAUAUCGUAGCAGAAGUUCAACACAGGAUGAAGUGCCUCUUGAGCAAAAACAUUGCCACACGUCCACACUAAGUUCUGACCACAACUCUCCUUGUGGCCUUCAUCCUGAUCUUGAACUAAGAACUCUUAGAGUUCUACAGAGUAUUGACAAGUUUCUCUCCAAAGCAAGUCACACUGACAAAUCCAGCCAAAAUGAAACAGCGGUCAUGAAACACUCUCUUGAUCAAACCCCUAAUCCCAGUAGCAAGUGCACCCCCACUUGCUUAGCCCCAGGCGACACUGCAGCUGAAGUUACAGACAAGACAAUAAACAAUACAAAGCCAGUAGUGGUAGCAGCCUGUACCUCACAAGAAUUGAGUACAGAAUCAUCAAACCACUCACUUAUAUCACCUUUCAAAAGUAAAUUAGAGGAAGUACUUGGUGUUAAGUUGCAGCUAAAGAAAACAGACUCAACAGUUCAUCAACAAUACUUUGAAAAACUAGGUAAAUCACAGGAAACCUCUGUCAGACAAGACUGUCAUCCCUACAGAUCCCUUUCAUCAGAGUCUUUGCAAACCACUAAACCAAAUAUUGACCAACACAGACAUAAAACAUCACAGACCCAAUUAACUCAUGAACCCCGUUCAUACAGUCAGCGUCCUGUCAUGGCUGUGAAACCAUCAAAGAGUGAUGAAAGUCAAGCAGAAGAACAAAUCGAAAACUCUUCAAAAAAUAAACAGGCUAAAUUUCCUGUAGUCACAUGCACAACAUCCACUCCCAUGCUCUCAGAAAGAAAGAUAGAAGGUUUCAAGGCAUAUCUUAAAAGACUAAAUUAUGAUAAUUGGGAGGCCAGGGAGCGUCCUUCCAAGAGUAGUUGGUUAUCAAAUGUGAAUGACAGUAAAUCUAACAAUAAAGAUGGAGCAAAAUUUGCUCUUGAAGGUCUUUCAUGUCAGAACAAAGGAACAGGCAUUUCAAAAUUAAACAUUUCUUCAUCUACCUCCAUGCAAUCUUUUGAAUCUGCAAAAAGUUCCUCUAAACAUGAUGAUGGAAACCAACGUUUGCUGACAUACAGUUCAGUUGAGAAAGUCAAACAAACAACUAAAGAGAACAUCAAGGUGGAUCAGAUAAACUGCUCAGGCGCAUUGGCUUUAUUGGUGGAUUACAAUGAUGAUAGCGAAACAGAUGAGAGUCUUGUUCUGGGACCUCAAAGCUCACUUGCAUGUACAAUCUACAACAAAAGCCAGGAAAGAUCUAACUCUUUUCUGGAGAAAGUUUCUCAAAGGUGCCUACAGGAUGACCCAACUCAAGCAUCAAUGGAACAGGAGUGCCUUAUCUUCUCAGAACAAAUGAAACUACUUUUGAAAAGGAGUGAAGGGGGACCCCCCUGCCAACAAGAUACACAUAAAUUAAAGUUUCCUUGCGUCACUCCCAUGACUGUACACUUUUCCAAUCUGGAGGAGCAGGAGGAAUUUCUGGAUCACUUGGAUGCACCAUCACUUGUUGGACUAAAAAUCAUGGUCAACAUGUCUGACAGGAAAUCCUUGGCAGACACCACAGAGGAAGAAAAGACUUUGCAUCCUGAAAGAAAGUCUAAAGCAACUGGCAAUGAACUGGAACAUGCUGGGAUUGCUGAUGUUACUGCAGAAUGCACCACACUUUAUGAGGAAAUGAUGAAUAAUGUUUGCGCUGGCACAAAGGUCCUAUCUAAAGCCAAGACCUCCCAAAUGGGUAGAAUUUACCCAAAGACUGAACCAAGUGACCCUUUUGACUUCUGUGGUCAAAUGAAGAGAAAACUGGAUGAGAGUUUUCGGAAUAACCUGAAUUCAGUUGUAAAGAAAUCCUGCAGAACAAAGUACAGAUUCUACAUAUUAGUGACAUCAGAUGAUGCCUUCUUUGAGGAAACCAAGGCACAGUUAGAGGCAGAGGGUCAUACUGCUGUACAGCCAUCCCAGUUCUUCCUUGGUGAGGAUAGUUCUUCAUCUCUUCUCAUCAUCCUCAGGAAUGAAGACAUUGCAGAGCACAUUUGUGAGGUUCCACAUUUGCUGGAGCUAAAGAAGUCACCAGGUGUGCAGUUUGCAGGAAUUGAUGAACCAGAUGAUGUUGUGAAUCUCACCCACCAGGAACUCUUCACAAGGGGUGGUUUUGUAAUGCUUGACAAAGCCGUACUGGAGACCCUCAGCCUUUGCAACAUGAAAAGAAUGUCAGAAAUCUUGCAAGAGCUUAGCAGAACGGGGAAGUGGAAAUGGAUGUUGCACUACAGAGACAGUCGUCGUCUGAAAGAAAAUGCAAGGUUGAGUGCUGAGGCAAAAGAGAAGAAGCACUUCUUAAACUGGUGCCAAGAAACUGGACUUGUGGAGGUCUUGCCUUACCACGAGUGUGAUCUUGUGACAAGAGAUAAGCCGGACUAUUUCUCCUGUCUGGUCCGCUUGCAGGUCCAAAAUGUAUCAGCUCGAUAUCCUGUUUUUGUAACUGAUGUGACAACGGACGCUGCAUUUGGGAAAAAUGGAAUUUUAACACUGACUGUCAACUCUUUCCUGACAAGUUCUCCAAGUGAAACAUUUACAGUCUGACCUGGAAAAAGUCCGAUGGAUGAACUCAAGUUGUGCUGAUUUAAGCGCACAGCAAUAAAAACCUCUUUGGCCAGUAAGCCAGUGGUUCUGUAACAGUGAUUUCAAGGGGUCAUCACACUUACUACAUGUACCAGCUCACUCUUUUGUAUGCAGCAGUAAAUAACGCCUUAUAGUUGUUUUUUUAUGUUAAUGCUGUUCAUUUGUAAAAUAAUUUAUCUUAUAUUGUAUUUUUAAUGUGAUUACAAAUUCUAUAUAUAUUUUGUCUUUUUCUCUAUGAUCUUGACUUUAUACAUGCAGCACAAUCAUUACUAGUGUUUAAUGACAAGGCUUUUGUUGUCGAGAGACAGCUCAAAGAAUUAACUUUUUUUUAGGUGAAAACCUCAUAGUUGUAACUUGUUCAAGCCAAUUCAGGCAGUUUCCAAGUGGUGUGUUAGAUAUUAAAAGUAUACUGUUGACUGAGUGUCAAACUACAGUGUAACAAAUGAUAAAUAUGUAAAAAUGUUGACUCUUACUUUGUACAGUGAUUGACAAUAAAGACGUUUUGUUUGA